AAGCCUCUCACAUUCCCACAAGCGUAGAAGCGCUUUGGAGGAAUUGGAUGAAGCUGUCGCGUCUCUCUCCGGCUCAGAGGAAUAAAAACACGCUGGUAUACAGAGCUCACCAUUUUUCUCAAAACGCAACAGCUUGUUACUGAGAUUUUCAAUCCUUUUUUCCUCCUUUCUUUUUGUCUUGACGUGAAACCAAGUUUUUGGACGCGAAACCCGGGGUAAGCGGGAGUUUUACGCAUUGAGGCAACCGGGAGGGACAUCACACGAGCGGCUUCUGCGGUCAUUUUUCCAACUAAACGAGGGAUAUUUUUCCGCUGGGGAAUUACAAGCUGAGCAUUUAUGACUUUAAAUAGGCGGGAUGUGUUAAAGGAUUUUCCCUCAGUCGUAAUUAGGAGCGCGUUUCACCGCCCUCAUUGUCCUGAGCGCACACACUCUCUCCAUAUGGAGUAAAACGUGUUUCCGCGCUGAAUAAAAGUCAUCAAUAGACACACCGUGAAGCCUCACAGUUCCACUCUGACCCCAACAAACUGUAGAAAUGUCAAUGCAGCGUUUCAAUUAAAGACCUUGGAUGUAGUAAGGAUCUGUGCUGCUGUUUCCCAGCCCUGCAUGGGGGCCGAACUGUCUCCUGUCAUCUUCAAUUUUCUCCGGCAUGGCAUUUCACUGGAAGUAGCUCUAAAAGCGGGAAGAUGGCUUUUUACUUCCCCCCAGGUUCCAGCCUGAUCUCCCUCCCUGCCUAAUGGCACAGUGACACUGAUAACGCGGCUUUUGUGAAGGUUAAGUAUGACCGCAGCAGCAGGUGUGCUAACAGGCUUGGCCAAGCUAAAACGCCAAGACUCCGCCCGCUCUCAGCACCGACCCAUACCACCAUCCCCGGGCCUGGGAAACCCCACCCCAGAGGCUGCCCCCAGAAAGAGAAAGCGACGCACUGAUGUUGUGGUGGUACGCGGCAGACUCCGCCUCUACUCUGCCUCUGGGUUUUUUCUCCUCCUGGGACUGGUCAUCUUAGCCAUAGGGAUCGGCAUGGCGACGUUGGGUUAUUGGCCACACAGUGAAACCAUGCCCUCGGACAACUCGGCGACUGGGGGAGGAUCUAAGACAGCAACUGCUGGAGGAGACAAAACAUCUUCAGCAGGUGAAGGAAAUGGAGCCGAGAUGUCCGUCACAGAUGGGGAUGUGACUAACUCCAGCACGAGUCAUAAUGUGCAAGGUACACCCUCCAAGCAGACCGGGGGAGCUUUUACGCGGUUCCUGGAGCAGCAUCGUCAUUCUGAGCGGAUGAAGAUGCUCGGGCCGUUCACCAUGGGCAUUGGGAUUUUUAUCUUUAUCUGUGCUAAUGCCAUUCUUCAUGAAAACAGAGACCGAGAAACAAAGAUAAUUCAUAUGAGAGACAUGUACUCCACAGUCAUUGACAUCCAUCGUCUCAGGCAGAGAGAGCAAAAACAACACCUCCACCGCAACAGCACCUAUUCAAGAGAAGCUGGGGACCUCCGAGUCUUUGGAGCAGAUAACGCAGCACGGCUAGCCAGUAACUCCCUCCGGGCCUUCUCCUCUCGGGCAGGAGGAGGCUCUACAGAGGAGGAGGUGCUAUUAGGGGAUGAGGAGUUUCACAGACAUCAUGAACAGGCUAGGCUGGAUUGUAGCUUUGCAGGGCUGCUGGCACCGCUCUACAAGGAUCGUCCCUUCUGUAGCCCAGGGUUUGGGCUGGCUCACUCGGAUUCGAUGAGCCAUCAGUGGUCAGUGGACGGAGACGGCGAGAAGGGAGGACACCAUGCUCGCUCUAUUGUUUCCUCUUCGAUCUCCGCAUUUACUCUCCCUGUUAUAAAACUCAACAACUGCGUAAUUGAUGAGCCAGAGAUGGAGGUGAUUACUGAGGAGGACAGAGGAGGAGAGAGAAGAGACGGGGAGAGGUCGCAGCCUCUGAGCUCCAUGGAGUCUCUGGCUGUUCCUGUAGCAUCUGUUGCCAAGGCCUCCAAACCGCCGAGCUUACACCGGAGUAACUCUGCCUCCUCCUCAUCCCACUGCUCCUCCAUCUCCUCUUCCUCCCUCUCCCCUGCUCUCUCCUCUACCUCAGGCUGCUGGCUCUCCCCGGGAGCAGCACGCAGUGACUUUGGCUCCAACUCCUCUCUGCACAUGCUCAGCAGCCACUCCAAAUCUCUGGACCUGGAGCGCGGGCCAAGCAUGCUCAGCGUGCACCCGGAGCAGCGGAAGCACCCCAGCUGGCCCCGCCUUGACCGUAGCAACAGCAGCCGCAGUAACAGUGGCAACCGGGGCAGCAGUAAAGGCUACAUGCGGCUGGAGGACAGGGAAGAGCAAGGAGAGCGGCUGCUGGAUGUGUCAUCGUCUGCGACAGUGAGGCGCGACUACAGUAAGCGUGAGAAGCUGCUAAUGAUCUCGAGGUCGCACAAUAAUCUGAGCUUUGAGCAUGACGAGUUUAACAGCAACACACUGAAGAGAGGCAGCUCUGAGACUCGAUUCUGAAGGUGCUGAACUAAAGGCUGAAGACAGUCCUGUCCUGUUCUGUAAAUUGCUCUCCAGAUAGUCUGAGUGUACAGUGUUUGUGUCAGGGAAACUGACAAGUGUAACAGCUGCACCCUGAAGAGGGGAAGCUCAAAUUUGGAUUCAAAAACACUUUUUGGCGCAGCAGGCUGGAGAGCAGUGAGUAAUGGACCAUCUUUCCCAGUAUAGGGUUCAGGCCUUGUGUCUGCGAUACACUGCCUACUGUACCAGGUCCAGAGGUGCUGUUCUGUAGCUGACCCUGACCUGUGACCUCUGCGGGAGGGAGGCAAGUGAAAGGAGAAUUUCCCAACAGGGAUCAAUAAAAAUAAAUCAUGUUACUUUAUCAGUCUACUUUAUACAAAAAUAGUUCUAAUAAAGUUUUAACAGAAUCUCAACCCCGAGAAAAGGCUUUAGGAUCGAUACUGUUUCAUUAGAACUGGCUUUGAAAAGUGCUUUUCUCAAAGUGUGACAAGGUUUCAUUCCAGCAGCUGCUGGUGAAAUCAAGGACACGAUGGAAAUGCUUUGAGCAAGUUCUCUCAGUGACACUAAGGCAAAUCUUUUAUAACACAGUCUAGCCUGAACUUGAGAAAUGAGCAAGACCAGUUUAAUAUCAGAAGAAGCUCUAAGACAACAAUAAUAUCAUUGAUUUUAGCGAUACAGGCUGAUAGUGUUAAUUUUCAGCUAAUCUACCAGUCUUGACACAAGAUCAGUUAUGACAACUUAGCUGAUCCAGAAACAAGAUGAUAACUGUUGACAUUUAACAGCAGACUGCAGCUACAAGGCUCUUAAGUCCAAAAGAUAUAGAUACUAGUGGUAAGAUAUUUGUUUUCAAGGUAGUAACUGUAUGUUUGUGUUUGUCUGAUCCUCAGAUUGUAGUAGAUGUAGAGACAGAGCCACACAAAGAGCAAAGUCAGACAAAGACAGUUACUUCAGUGUCAGCAGGCGACAGCGCAGAUGUAAGAUUCAAAUCAAGCUGCUAGGCUGCAAAAUAAUAAAACAAUAAUAGAGCUGGUGUUGCCCUGCAGUCACAGAAUUGUUGCCUGUUCUCUAGAACUAUAGUAAGAAGUUUUGUAUGUCCACUACUGAAAACUCGAUCUCUACGUGCUACGGGCAUUUUAAGUUUAUUUCUCACUAGAAAAGACCUUGAUUGACUUCACUCAGGAUUUGCAGUCUAUUAUUUAUAUACUGGUCAUUUUUGUCUAUUCAUAAACCCAUUCAUUAUCGGAGAAAACCCCACUAUUUGAAUCUUUGUAGACUUGAGUAUGACCAGAAGUCUGAUGAUCAGGGUUGUAAGUAAUGAUUAUUUUCAUCACAGGUUUUCCUGUGACUACAUUUACCAGAGCUCAAAGUGAUGAAUCAAAAUUACACACUAUUUCUUACUAACAGUCAUGAAAUUCAAAGUUACUCUGUUUGUAAAGCAAAUAUUCACAUUUAAGGCAUUUCUAGUUGAUAAAUGACUUAAAACAAUUGAGCUAUCCAAAUUCUGAUUGAUUAAUUUUAACACCUUUUUGGCUCUGCACAAUCUAUCAAACAAUCCCUGAGACAGAAAUCAGUAUAGAACAGUGAGUGAUGUACUGAUAUUGCACUUGAGCUGACAAUAAAAGCAUUAUGUACACAUGUAUUUUUAUAAAUCCAGGGACCUAUGACACAGUUCUCGUUGUUACAACAAAUCAUCUGCUGCUUUUUAAAUAUUUUAUUUUCAAUAUUCGCCACACGACCAAGGUCACAGGACGGACUUCAGUAAAUCAGCUACUGAGGAACACAGUAAUAAUGUCUGUAUUUACGAGCCAACAUGACGCCUCCAUAUUGCUUAAUAGCUCUAUUUCAGGUUCUGUUUGGUUUGUCACCUUACAAGUGCUGUCAAAUUUAACACAUCUGUAAAUGUUGUUAAGAACAUCUCUGUUAGUUUUAAUGCAACACGUGAAGAGAAACACAUCUUGAUAUUUUGAAAUCUUACUUAAUGUAAGUUGAAAAAAACAGAGCCCCUUUUAAGAGUACAGGAAACUUAGCAGAGAGCUUCGUUAACUGGUUCCCAGCAGUUUAUGGGUCAAUGUCCAAUUUUAUCUUCUCUCAAAAUAAAGUGUAUUUUCACUGAAA
This is a messenger RNA of Toxotes jaculatrix (banded archerfish), 4590 nucleotides long. It is a transcript of the gene tmem200a, whose product is annotated as transmembrane protein 200A. The record is from RefSeq and is a predicted model, not a curated record. Lineage: Eukaryota; Metazoa; Chordata; Actinopteri; Toxotidae. The transcript is spliced from 5 exons. Bases 778 to 2475 code for a protein of 565 amino acids.